Fomitopsis serialis is the source of this 1147-nucleotide messenger RNA. RefSeq names its product Cullin binding-domain-containing protein. NCBI's taxonomy places the organism in Eukaryota, Fungi, Basidiomycota, Agaricomycetes, Polyporales, Fomitopsidaceae. Gene Ontology annotation, molecular function: cullin family protein binding; ubiquitin-like protein binding; ubiquitin conjugating enzyme binding. The transcript has 7 exons. Bases 110 to 967 code for a protein of 285 amino acids. Gene Ontology annotation, cellular component: ubiquitin ligase complex. Gene Ontology annotation, biological process: protein neddylation; positive regulation of ubiquitin-protein transferase activity. The record is from RefSeq and is a predicted model, not a curated record.
UACGUCCGAUACCAGCCACCCUCGUUCUCGUCGGUGUUCCCGAGCCUGGUGCAGAACUUGGUUGAGCACGACCCGCCUUGCCGUCACGUGGCAGCAUCUACUACGUUUCAUGAAGGUGUCAUCCUUUCUGUGCUGCAUUCCUCACAAACAUGUCCAUAGAACACAGGAGGCAGCGUCAGCUCCCGUUACAAAACCCGCAAAGCCUACGAAAUCAUCCGAACCAGGUCCAUACUCUGCCGCGUCUGCCACAUCCCUCUUCAGCUCGUAUGCCGACCCGGAUGAUCCAACUGUCGUAGGCCCAGAGGGCUUCGAGCGACUCUGUUCGGAUGCCGACAUUUCAUUGGAAGGUGCUCUGCCUCUCAUUCUAGCAUGGCAGCUGCAAGCUAGUGAGAUGGCGAAGAUCAGCAAAAGUGAAUGGGAGAAGGCAACGACAGAUCUCCGAAUCUCGAGUCUGCCAGCGCUUUCCGCCGCUCUCCAUGACCUAGAAGACCUCCUACUCUUGAACAAACCAGCGUUGAGGCCGUCAGCGCAGGUUCCUGCCCCGGCGAAGAAGAAGCCAACUGCGUCGUCCGCUCCUUCUGAUCCUUACAAUCGCUCUCGAUACUACGGGUAUGCCUCAGACACGAAGAAAGCCUUCAACGAGCUUUAUGCCUUCUGCUUCGCGCUCGCGAAGCCACCAGGAGCAAGAAAUAUUGACAUGGAUACUGCGAGCGCCUUUUGGUCGGUGUUGUUGGUACCCAAACACCCUCUGAUGUCCGAUAUUCUUCGAUUCAUCAAUGAGAGGGGUACGUACAAAGGCGUGAACAAGGACCUAUGGAGCAUGACACUGGAGUUCGUCCGUGUGGUCCGGCCUGAUCUAUCUAACUAUGAUCCAGAGGGGGCCUGGCCGACCUUACUGGACGACUUCGUCACCUGGAAGAACAGUAAUAGCGCAGGUGUAGAUGCCCCUAUACAAGUCGAUGCAUAGGACGUACCCUACGUCCUUUAGACUCACGCGAACAGUACAUCUAUAGAGUAACUGACCUCAUAAUGCUCCCAUGUCACUAUCACUGCAGCUGGCUUUUACUCGUUUCUAUCUAAUCCGUUUCUGAGGCCUUUAAAUGUCCGUAUCGUCCUGCACUUUCGAAUUAAUUGCAAUUGCCUGGAC